Monoraphidium neglectum is the source of this 846-nucleotide messenger RNA. RefSeq lists its product as hypothetical. Gene Ontology annotation, molecular function: transmembrane transporter activity. Lineage: Eukaryota; Viridiplantae; Chlorophyta; Chlorophyceae; Sphaeropleales; Selenastraceae. Bases 1 to 846 code for a protein of 281 amino acids. The transcript is spliced from 7 exons. Gene Ontology annotation, biological process: transport. The record is from RefSeq and is a predicted model, not a curated record.
AUGUUCGCGGACCAGUCUAAGGCCCCGGUCAGGCUGCAAACUCAGCCCACGACCAACCCCAUAUACUCCGGCGUGGUCGACUGCGCGCGCAAGACCGUGCAGUGGGAGGGCCUUGGCGGCCUGUACAAGGGCGUCGCCUCCCCGCUGGCGGGCCAGAUGCUGUUCCGCGCGUCGCUCUUCGCCACCUUUGGCAGCAGCAAGCGGUGGCUGGCAACAGACACGGACGGCGGCGCGCGGGCGCUGACCACGGCGGACUUCUACAAGGCCGGCGCCAUCACGGGGUUUGUAGCGGCGUUCACAGAGGGGCCCAUCGACUUUUUCAAGAGCCAGAUCCAGGUCCAGAUCAUCCGCUCCAAGGUCAACCCUGAAUACAAGGCGCCCUACACCACGGUCUGGGAGUGCGUGCGCGCCGCAGUCCAGGAAAACGGUGUCAGGGGGCCCUUCCAGGGCCUGGGUGCGACCAUCCUGCGCAACACCCCCGCCAAUUCUGUCUACUUGGGCACCUUCGAGGUCCUCAAGCGCGCCGCCGCGCAGCGCCUAGACACGGCGCCUGAGAAGCUGCCGGCCUGGGUGGUGCUGUCGGCCGCCGGACUGGGGGGCGUGUGCUACUGGGGCGUCAUCUUCCCUGUGGACUGCGUGAAAUCCGCGAUGCAGACCGACAGCCUGGCCAAGGCGCAGAGGAGGUUCCCAGACAUGGUCACGACUGCCAAACUGCUGUGGCAGGAGGGGGGCGUGCGGCGGUUCUACAAGGGCUUCACGCCCUGCAUCAUCCGCGCCGCCCCCGCGAAUGCGGCCAUGCUGUACACCGUCGACCGCGUCACCACAGCGCUCACAAGCGCCAGUUGA